AUUAAUCAUAUCAUAUCAUAGCCACGUUACACUUAUUUAGUGGAACAUAACAAAAUUCUGAAGCUAAUGAGACCACAGCCAUUCAUUACACCUCCACUGGAAAGCUUUUUGGUAGAGAAUUGACUGCAAAAUUAAAUUAAAAUGGGUUUCUGGAUUCUGCCUGAAUUGGUUUUAUUUCCUUGGCUCUUGAAGUUUCAUGGAUCAAGGUUAAUAUUCCCAGUUGCUUGUUCAGGACUUUGUAUUACACAAUUCCUGGUCCAACAUUAACUUUGCUCAGCAGAACACCGAAGACAGAUGAACAUGUUCAACAGCCACCUCCUUUUGUUCUAUUGGACUACUAUACACCUUUUCGUCUUACUAGCAGCUUUGACAACUGCUGAAGAUGUCACUAAUAGCACUUUAAACCACACUAACAUGCUCUUAGGAUCUGUGCCUGUGGUAAUCUCCAGAAUUGAUCACAUUAUAGUCAAAGAAGGUUACGGUGCCUUGAUUGACUGCAACGUUGAAGGCCAUCCGGUCCCAGAGUACAAGUGGUAUAACUCCAAUGGCCAUUUGGUGAAGGAAGAUGAGGACAGAGGAAAGUGGAUUCUUGACAAUGGACACCUAAAUAUUACUAGUGUGACAUUUGAGGAUCGAGGAAAAUACACAUGUGUUGCUUCUAACAUCUAUGGCCAUGUGAAUAAUACAGUGACUCUGAGGGUUGUCUUUACCUCUGGAGAUAUGGGUAUCUACUAUAUGAUUGUAUGCCUUGUCGCGUUCACCAUUGUUUUGAUCUUAAACAUUACUAGGCUGUGCAUGAUGAGCAGCCACCUGAAAAAGACAGAGAAAGCUAUCAAUGAAUUCUUUCGGACAGAAGGGGCAGAAAAACUGCAAAAAGCUUUUGAGAUUGCUAAACGCAUCCCAAUCAUCACCUCAGCAAAAACUCUUGAGCUUGCCAAAGUAACACAGUUCAAGACAAUGGAGUUUGCCCGCUAUAUUGAAGAGCUAGCCAGAAGUGUCCCAUUGCCCCCGCUCAUUAUGAACUGCAGGACUAUAAUGGAAGAAAUCAUGGAGGUGGUGGGACUAGAGGAACAAGGACAGAACUUUGUACGGCAGUCAGCUGAAGGACAGGAGACCACUGAUGUGGAGCAGAUGUACAUGAUGCCCAAUCCCCUAAAGCGCAGAGACUCUCUCACUGCUGACUCGGAUGCGUCUUCUCUGCACGAGCCGCCACUCAAGAUUGCGAUCAAAGUAUCUGUUCACCCGUUGACUGAAAGGGACUGUGUCGAUGACCAAUCACAAGAGAGCAUACAACUAGAUCUUAAAGAAGAGACGGGAGAGGAAGAGACGGCCCCGGCGCCACCUCCUGAGCUGGACUCAGAGCCUUCUGCUGAGCUCAGCCCUACUGAGACAAGUCUGGGAACACACCAGGACACAUGUACUGUUUAUGAAAGCCAUUUAUGAUUGUUUCUCUGCAAAUCUAUGCAUAGCAAGAAAAUUAGGUGAAGCGCUCUUUGAAAACAAAAAAAGAUGUCUUUGCCAGUAAGCCUUACCUGAAGAGUGUCACAGCAAAAGCACGUGUGUGGAUUCCUUGGCACUUUCUUCCUCAUGAUUUAACUUAAGUUUACCCAGCAGAUUUGACAGAACACUUGGUAUUGGGGUGAUAUUUAAGUAGUCUUUUUGGUUGAUUUUUUUUUAAUUAUUUAGCUCACAAAAUGUUUACCUCAGAGAACCCUUGCUUGCAAUGGGGUAGCUGGAAAUCAUGUGUAGUGCUUCGAAACAGGACUUCUAAGCUGUCGUUCCGAAGACUGAUUUCAGAGCAGGGCUGCUGAAGUCAGUGGAAUAAUUGUUCCCAGUCCUAUGGUUGAAAUAUUGCCAUUUUACAUAAGCUGAGGAAAGAAGCUGUUUUUCACUUUGCUCUGUCACUUGCUCCAUUGCAUAUCCUUGUGACAUCUGCUCCCAUGAGUUUGAAGCAUUGCUCAAGAGGGAGCAUUGCCGUAGGUCUUGCAGGAUGCCAUUUACAAAUUGCCUGUGCUGAGUUGCAGUAGAGGGCUAAAAGAAUGGCCAAAUCCAUUUAUUUCAUUUGGUGCAAGACAAUCUGUAUUCAGUGCAUCGGGAUGAGGAAAUGCCCAUUGUCCUUCUUUUUCUCCUUGAAAGUAAAAACAGACACAAAAGAACAUGUCCUUUCACACAAAGGAUACACAGGUCAUCUGUUUCAGUUGGAAGAGGAAGUUGUUGUUUUCUCUAGCCAGAAAACCACAUAUGAAAAGUAGUUGCAGUCUGGAGCACAGCUACCUACUCGUGACAAUGGCCACAUGCAAAGGAGGAAAGGGCUUCUUCUGUAGACGAGCGAAUUUCUACAGGUGAAGACAAA
Messenger RNA from Elgaria multicarinata webbii, 2353 nucleotides. RefSeq names its product microfibril associated protein 3 like (gene MFAP3L). The record is from RefSeq and is a predicted model, not a curated record. The transcript has 3 exons. Lineage: Eukaryota; Metazoa; Chordata; Lepidosauria; Squamata; Anguidae. Bases 295 to 1443 code for a protein of 382 amino acids.